Messenger RNA from Chenopodium quinoa (quinoa), 894 nucleotides. RefSeq lists its product as uncharacterized. Lineage: Eukaryota; Viridiplantae; Streptophyta; Magnoliopsida; Caryophyllales; Amaranthaceae. The record is from RefSeq and is a predicted model, not a curated record. The transcript has a single exon. Bases 1 to 894 code for a protein of 297 amino acids.
AUGCUUAAGCAACUUCAUCUUACUCUUCCUUUCACCGAUGUGGUAGAACAAAUGCCAAACUAUGCUAAGUUUAUCAAGGAAAUUUUGAGUGGUAAGAGAGAUUGCAAUAUGGUGGAACCGGUGAAUUUGGGGGAGUGUUGUAGUGCCUUUAUUCAUAAUGACUUACCCCAAAAGUUGAAAGAUCCCGGAAAUUUCUCCGUACCUUGCAAAAUCAAAGGAAAACUGUUCCAAAAUUCCCUUUGUGAUCUUGGUGCUAGUGUUAGCAUCAUGCCUUAUUCCGUUUUUAUGAAACUUAAGCUAGGUGAACUCCUUCAAUCCAACAUGACCCUUCAAUUGGCCGAUCGGUCUAUUAAGUUUCCAAAGGGGAGAGUUAAGGAUGUUCCUCUCAAGAUAGGAGAGUUCACCAUUCCCGUUGAUUUCAUUGUGCUUGAUAUAGCAGAAGGUGACCAUAUCCCUAUCAUCUUAGGAAGACCUUUCUUAGCCACUUCGGGAGCCUUAAUAGAUGUGAAAGGACGUCGUAUUACCUUGAGAUUUGGUAAGAAUGAGGAAAGUUUUGAGCUAAAACCAAUGCAUGAGUCUUUGUCUCUUGUGAAAGGGAUUAUGUGUGUUAAUUCCCCUCACCCCAUUUAUAAUGUAUGCAUGAUUGAUUCUUCAACUAACGGUUUUCUUGAGAAUUGUGAUGAUGUGCUUUUGAGUUGUGAUUGCAAGAAGGUUAGUGAAAAGAAAACGAAGCUUCCCAAGCUUAUGGACGAGGAGGAAAUUAACAUUCCUCAUUGGUUUGAGCUCUACCCUCAGGAGGAGGACGAUGACCCCAAAAGUGUGGAUGGUGUGAAACCAUUUACAAAGAGGAAUAAGGCAAAGAAAAGAGCACGAGCUUGUAGGAAAAAGAGAUAG